Messenger RNA from Sinocyclocheilus anshuiensis, 3071 nucleotides. Its product is annotated as ankyrin repeat domain-containing protein 26-like. The record is from RefSeq and is a predicted model, not a curated record. The transcript is spliced from 18 exons. Bases 1 to 2865 code for a protein of 954 amino acids. Lineage: Eukaryota; Metazoa; Chordata; Actinopteri; Cypriniformes; Cyprinidae.
AUGUGGAAGGAGGUCUGCAGCUCACCUGAGUAUGAACGCACCAUCCAGAGGGAGCGAGACAGACACAGCCGUCUGGCGGAUAAAACCUCUCAGCUGGAGCAGGAACGCAACGAGCUCAAGAUCCUGCUGGAUGAGAUCAGAGGCAGCAAGUCCAGCCUAGAACAUCUCAAACUGGAGCUGGAAACAGAUAUGAACAAUCUCAAGUUCCUUUUGAGACAGGAACAGGAAAAGCAUCAGAGCGCACUCAUGCUGUAUAAUAAAACCCGUGAGCAGCUCCAGAGGAAAGAGGAGCAGCAGCAAGCCGAGGCCGAGGAGCGUCACAAAGCCGAGCUGAAAGUUCGCAGUCUGGAACUGGAGAUCAGAGCCCUGAAGAACAGCAUCAAACAGAUUGAAGAGGACAGAGAUGAGUCUCAGCGUCUCCUGUCUCAUGAGCGCAGUGCUCGUGCCCUACAGGAGGAGUUACUCAACAACCACCUGCGUAAGCAGCAGGACAUUGAGGAGGAGAACCUCCGAAACCUCAACAAGAGCAAUGAGGCCAUGUCCCAGCUAACAGAGGCGUCAGACCGUGAGCGAGAGUUGAUGCAACAAAACCGAGCCCUACUGGAUGAACUGAAUGCAGCUCGGGCCGAGCUGGACCGCUCGCAGUGCCACAGCCGACAGGAAGAGUCACGGCUGGCGGAGGAGCGUGACGCCCUUCGCGAGAGACUGGAGGACGCCCGCAGGGACAUGAAACUGAGCGAGGAGGCCUUGGCCCAGACCGUAUUCCAAUACAACGGGCAGCUGAGCACGCUGAAGGCCGAAUGCUCAGUGAUCACGGCCAAACUGGAUCACGAGAGGCAGGUGAGGCAGCAACUGGAGGCCGAGGCUGAGGCGAGCAGAGCACGACUUCAAGCGGCGCUACAGGAGGCCGAGAGAUGCCAGACCUCACGCACGGAUGCAGAGCGCACUCUCCAGCGAGACCGUGAGGAGCACCAGCGGGCGCAGGAAAAGCACAUCUUUGAGUCCAGUACACAACGGGACACCAUCCAGUCCCUGUCCCAGAAACUUAGCAAGGCCGAGGCGCGUGCCAACAGCUUCGAGAAUGAGUGUCACCGUAAUGCUCUGACCGUCGCUGAGAAAGGCGUGUUGUUGGAGACUCUGGCCCGGGAGAAAGACCAGGCCCUGGCCAAACUCAAAGAACUGGAGGCCACGGUACUGAGUGAACGGGAGCAGGCCAGCCGUGCCGGGGCCAAACAGGAAGCCAUGCAGGAGAGACUGGCCCAGUCUCAGAGUGAGAACGCGCUGCUACAACAACAGCUGGAGGAGGCGGUGCAGAGGUUAGAGAUCGAGAACGCCAGACUGGAGGCCACGGCCAAACAACAGACCAACCGCAUUGAGGUGCUACAGAAGGGUGUUCAGGAGGGCGCUGUGCUAUCAGGCUCAUCACCUGGAGAAGGGGUCAGGAAUCAUUUGGAAGAUCUCGUCACAAACCUGCAGAGCAGUAAGAUGACACUAGAAGAACAACUCAACCAAGAGGUGCAGAAGCAGAGUAUGCUAUCCCAUAAUGCCCAGGACUCACAAGCACUGUGGGAGGAGGAGCUAAAGAGCCGCUCACAACUGGGACUCCGCCUCUCUGAGCUGGAGAAAGAGAAAGGAGAACUGACCAAUCAGAUGGAGCUCGAGAAGAAAAUGGCCAAAAAACUAGCCGAGCAGAAGAAAUCUGUGGACACCCGUCUGGAGCAGGAGAUGAAGAGAAACACUGACCUUCAGAAGGAAAUGUACAGGUUGAAGACACUGUUGAAAACCGCUAAGAAGCAGCUGCGGGAACAGGGCGGUGGACAGCUGGACUCUCCUCUGGGCAGCUUCAGAGCAGACAUGAGCCACCGUCUGGAGGCAGAGAGCGCCGUCAGCAGAAUGAAGACUCGGGUGGAUGAGCUGCAGUCUCAGUACGAGCGGGAGGCGUCGCGCUGCUCGCGGCUGGAGGAGGUGAACAGACAGCUGAAGGAGAAGCUGUCGUCUGUGAAGAGCCUGAGCCGAAGCCACGAGCAGCUGGAGCGCAGCAAGAGGCAGCUGGAGGAAGAGGUGGCCAGUCUGCGGCGGCAGCUGGAGGCCGGUGUGAUGGACCAGAGCCAGGCCGAGCAGUACCGCCGGGAGACGGAGGAAAGAGCCCGACAGGAGAUCCGACACAAACUAGAGGAGGUCAACCUCUUCCUGCAGACGCAGGCGGCAUCUCAGGAAGCUCUGGAGCAGAUGAAAGCUGCUAAUGAGGCCAGUCAGCGCGCUCAGCAGGAGCAGCGCAUCAGAGAUCUGGAGGGAGAGCUCAGCCGUUUACGCAGCGUUCAGCAGGACAGUCUGCUUCAGAGAGACUCCAGCCGCACAGAGCUGGACCGCUACAAACAGCUGUACAGCGAAGAGCUCCGUCUCCGCAAGAGUCUGGCCGCCAAACUAGAGAGGUCGAGCGAGCGGUUAGCGGAGGCCAACACUAAACUCCUGAGCGAGAGGCAGCGCAGUAAAUCUCUGCUCACCAGCAGUAUAGUGAACGGCGGUUUAGGAGGCCCCGCUCUGGAUGUGGGGGCGUACGGAGCCUCUCUAGGACCCCUGAGCAGGAGUCUGGGCCUCGGGACGCCUCUGCUGGCUACAGUAGGGGAAUCCCAGAGCAGCCGCGUAGAGGCCUACCUGGCAAAGAUGCAGACGGAGCUGGAGAAGCACAUAUCGAAGGAGCUGGACUAUGUGACAGGAGAGCUGGAAGGAGGAAGUGCCCGCAUGUCUCCCGUAGGAUCGGCCUCUGGCUCUCAGAAUCUGAACGUGAGUCCGGAGCCGCCGGACCCCGUGAGCAGAGCCACUCAACAGUACCUGGAGGUGCUGAAGAAGAACUACAUGAUCUGAGUUCAGUCCACACACUGUGAGCACAAUCAACUCCAGCGCCUUAUCGCUGACCCACAAACCCACUCAACCACCCUAAAAACACUAGUUUGUUUACUAAAGCUGGCGUUUUAAAAGCAGUUAUGCUGCCUCCUUAUGGUCACUGAAGAAAUAGUUCACCCAAAAAUGAAAAUUUGCUGGCCAACUAAAAAUGAGUUUGUUUCUUAAUG